AAACUGUAGAGCAGUUUAUCUAAAUCUCUUGCAAGAACACCCAACAACUGUAAUAACGACCAAUGUUAUCUCUUACACAAAAUCUCUCUCCUCUCUCUUCACCACCACUUCAAUCUCAAAAACAACUUCAAAAUCCCAACUCCACACUCAACUUCACCAAGAAAUCUCCCUCCCCAGCAUCAUGGAUCGAGUCUCUCCGCUCUCUAACACGUUCAAAUCAGUUUCAACAAGCUCUGUACACUUAUAAUGAUAUGAUAAUGGCUGGUGUUGUGCCCAACAACUUCGCGUUCCCGGCUGUUUUGAAGGCUGUUACUGGGCUAGAGGAUGUGAGAGUUGGGAGGCAGAUUCAAGGGAGUGUUGUUAAGCUUGGGUAUGAUUCGAGUUCGGUGACGGUGGCUAAUAGUUUGUUGAAUUUGUAUGGGAAGUGUGGGGACGCGGGGGAUGUUUACAAGGUGUUUGAUAGAAUGCCUGAGAGAGAUCAGGUGUCGUGGAACUCGAUGAUUGCGGCAUUGUGUAGGUUUGGGGAAUGGGUGUUGGCGUUGGAGUUUUUUAGGGUGAUGCAGGUGGAGGGAGUGGAGCCGAGCUCGUUUACGUUGGUGAGUGUGGCGCUGGCGUGCUCGAAUUUGGAGAAGCGGGAAGGGUUGGUACUUGGGAAGCAAGUGCAUGGGUUUAGUUUGAGGGUUGGGGGAAUGAAGACGUUUACGAAUAAUGCAUUGAUGAAAAUGUAUGCUAAGUUGGGGGAAGUUGAUGGUUCUAGGUAUAUGUUUGAGUUGUUUGAGGGUCGUGAUAUGGUGUCUUGGAACACUAUGAUAAGUGCUUUGUCGCAAAGUGAUCGGUUUUCUGAGGCGAUGGCGUACUUUAAGCUUAUGUUGCAUGAAGGGAUUAAGCCUGAUGGGGUUACAAUUGCAAGCAUUCUUCCUGCAUGCUCGCAUUUGGAGUUGUUAGAUGUCGGGAAAAGAAUUCAUGCUUUUGUGUUGAGAAAUGAUGAUUUGGUUAAUAAUUCUUAUGUGGGAAGUGCUUUAGUUGACAUGUACUGCAAUUGCCGGCAAGUUGAAAGCGGGCGCAGAGUUUUUGAUGGUAUUGUAGAUAGAAAACUUGCUCUUUGGAAUGCUAUGCUUGCUGGUUAUGCACAAAAGGGGUUUUACAAGAAUGCUUUAAUACUGUUUCAGGAAAUGAUGGAGUUUUCAGGACUUUUUCCAUGCCCCACCUCAAUGGUAAGUGUCUUGCCUUCUUGCGUGCACUAUGAAGCAUUUUCAGACAGGGAAGGAAUGCAUGGGUAUGUGCUGAAGAUGGGUUUCGGUAGGGACAGGUAUGUCCAGAAUGCACUUAUGGACCUGUACUCUAGGAUGGGAAAGAUAGACAUCUCAAAGAAAAUAUUUGAGAGUAUGGAUGUUAGAGACAUUGUUUCUUGGAAUACAAUGAUCACUGGUUACGUAGUUUGUGGACUCCAUGAAGCGGCAUUAAUUUUACUUCAUGAAAUGCAACACACAGAAGAAGAAAAUCAGAAACUUGAUGGUUAUGUUGAAAGAAGAUUAUCCUGUAAACCUAAUUCUAUUACUCUCAUGACUAUCCUUCCUGGUUGUGCUGCUUUAGCUGCACUGGCAAAAGGAAAGGAAAUCCAUGCUUAUGCAAUAAGAAAUGCGCUGAGUUCAGAUGUCACAGUAGGAAGCGCUUUGGUAGACAUGUAUGCUAAAUGUGGUUGCCUGAGUUUAGCUAGAAGAGUUUUCGACGACAUGAGAGUUAGAAAUGUGAUCACAUGGAAUGUUAUGAUUAUGGCUUAUGGGAUGCACGGAAAGGGAAAGCAAGCUUUAGAACUUUUUAAUAAAAUGUCUCUCAAAGGCGCUGUGGGUGAGGAAGUAAAGCCUAACGAGGUUACGUGGAUAGCGGUAUUUUCAGCAUGUAGUCACUCUGGAAUGGUAAAUGAAGGCUGGAAUCUGUUUCAGAGAUUGAAAUCGGACUAUGAAAUGGAACCCACAUCCGAUCAUUAUGCUUGUGUUGUUGAUUUGCUUGGCCGAGCAGGUCAAUUGGAGGAAGCUUAUGAACUUGUCAACACAAUGCCUCUUCAUUACGACAGAGCAGGUGCAUGGAGCAGUCUGCUUGGUGCUUGCCGGAUUCACAAAAAUGUAGAACUUGGAGAAAUUGCAGCCAAUAGUCUCCUUAAAUUGGAGCCAAAUGUGGCUAGUCACUAUGUUCUACUCUCUAAUAUCUACUCAUCUGCCGGUCUCUGGGAGAAAGCAACGGAGGUGAGAAAGAAGAUGAUGAACAUGGGAGUAAGAAAAGAACCUGGGUGCAGCUGGAUUGAGUUUGAGGAUGAGGUACAUAAGUUCAUUGCUGGGGAUGGAUCACAUCCUCAAAGCAAGCAGCUCCAUGAGUUCCUUGAAACCUUGUCAGAUAAAUUGAAAAAGGGAGGUUACGUGCCUGAUACUUCUUGUGUUCUUCACAAUGUUAAUGAGGACGAAAAGGAGAAUUUAUUAUGCAGCCAUAGCGAGAGACUAGCGAUAGCCUUUGGUCUUCUCAACAGUCCUCCUGGAACCACCAUUAGAGUUGCAAAGAACCUGAGGGUUUGUAAUGAUUGCCAUGCUGCUACUAAGAUUAUCUCAAAAGUAGUUGAGAGGGAGAUUGUUGUACGAGAUGUUAGGCGAUUUCACUAUUUCAAAGAUGGAACUUGUUCGUGUGGGGAUUAUUGGUGAUCACUUGGGAUGUCCCUGAAACCCUCCCUUGUUUUCAUAUGGACAUUGAGAUCCAAUUGUGGAAGUUCUAAUCCAGCUAUGUUUGACCAUGAUUAAGAGUUUUCGAGCGCUCUGAUUUUUUCACUCACUUUACCUCGGUUCCCAGAAGUUUUUUAUAAAUCAAAUCUGUUAGCCGAGGCUAAUAUAGUGAUAACUAUGUGCAUCUCAUAAACGGAAGGAAUGAUUCUGGACAUUGACUCUUCUUGGACUUAUUCAUCAAUAAGAGGUCUAUAUAGUAGAGGCAAGGUUUUCGGUCCUGUUAGUACUGACUACGUUGUCGCGUUAAUUGUGGAGGAUGUUGAUGAAUGCAUGCUUUGGGUGACUCUGACAAAGAUCCCACAUCGAUAUAAUGGAUGUGAAAACAUUUCUCCCAGUGUAUUAAUAUGGAGAUGCUGCCAACCUUUAAACAUACUUACCUGGAUGGGGUCAAUGGAUGAUCAAGAAGGUCCAUGGCCUAGGCUAGUGACCUCCAUUGCACUCUGGAGGGGUGCUAGCCUAAGAUCUACCCAAGUGGUGGAGUCUACAUCAUAAUUUGUGACAGGGGGACUUGCGUUCGCGCAGUCCCCACAA
Messenger RNA from Daucus carota subsp. sativus, 3299 nucleotides. RefSeq names its product pentatricopeptide repeat-containing protein At3g57430, chloroplastic. Gene Ontology annotation, biological process: RNA modification. Lineage: Eukaryota; Viridiplantae; Streptophyta; Magnoliopsida; Apiales; Apiaceae. Gene Ontology annotation, cellular component: intracellular membrane-bounded organelle. Gene Ontology annotation, molecular function: zinc ion binding; protein binding; RNA binding. Bases 63 to 2690 code for a protein of 875 amino acids. The record is from RefSeq and is a predicted model, not a curated record. The transcript has 5 exons.